This is a messenger RNA of Peronospora matthiolae, 897 nucleotides long. The record is from the annotation of a GenBank genome assembly. Lineage: Eukaryota; Oomycota; Peronosporomycetes; Peronosporales; Peronosporaceae.
AUGCCGCAGGAAUGGACGUCUUUAGUGGUGGCGUCAGAGCUCGUGGCAGCCCUGUGUACAUCAUUUUGGCUGGCAACGAAACGCUCCGGACGUGUUGACCGCCGCCCUCUCUUCAGUGGACCCAUCGCGCUCCUACAUCCUCGUGGUUGCUGGUCUCUCCGCGCUUUACUGGCAUUCCGAGCCAGCGCCGCCACUUUCUUCCUGCUGAUUCAGCUCUGGGACGUUUGGCGCUCGGGAGGCCGCUGUUUGGCCUUUUAUACAUCGUGGAAUUUCGUCCUACAAGGUGUAUACUUCUUUGAAGCUGCGAGAUGCACUGGACGCCAAUUGCAGCGCCAAGUCGAUGAGAGAUCGGCAAGUUACAUGGCGCUAAUCGACGGAGACGACGACGGUACUGAUAGCGUCUCGACCAAUCGCAGGAGAGUGGUCCGAGCCAGCGGACAGCAGUGGAUUGACCUCGAGUUACUACUGGACGUGUGUCUUGCUGCCUCGUUACUCAUUUUCACCGUCGUAUGGACGGUGUUGUACCCAUACGCACGCAAGGCGGGACAUCCAGAGAUGAUCCUGAACGCAGUGAGCUACUGCCAGCAUGGUGCCAACGUCUUGCUGCUGCAGACGGACUUCCUCGCUACAAAGCACUUUGUGUCAAAAGAUGCUUUGCCACUAGUCAUGGGCUGGCCUUCAGUGUACGCCGUCUUUGCCUGGAUUGUCCAUGGAACAGUGGCGAAAGGAUUUUGGCCGUACCCAUUCCUUGAGCUCAAUACUCCGUGGGCUCCAUUUUGGUAUGGAGGAUUGAUGGCGGCUCAUAUCAUGGCACUACUGCUGGUUAUGCUGCUGUCAAAGGUAAAGCACAAGGAGCAACAGCGAAUGCCGACAUCACCAAACGCAGUCAAAGCGUGA